AUGAACUCCCAACUUCUUAAUCUUCUUCUGCUUUUACUUUUUUCACAUUUCUCGUGUUUUCUUGUCUUUGUUCCUGCAUCUGCAAAGGUGUUUUUGAGCAUAGAUUUUGGUUCAUCUUCAUCGAAACCUCAUACUGAUGAUAAUUCAAUCGUAUGGGUCGGGGAGGAUCCUUACAUACAAAAUGGGGAAACUCAUAAAGUCAUGAUCGAUCCACCAAACGUAAAGGCCUGGGAUUCUCAUGUUAUGAGUACUCUAAGAGCAUUCCCAACACGUAAAAAGAACUGGUAUUCGAUAGACAUUGAAGAUAAAGCCGAAGAUGCUGCUAAGACUACGGCUGAACGCGUCCUUGUUCGAGCUAAUUUCUAUUACGGUAACUAUGACGAUAAGUCGACUCCUCCGAAGUUCAAUCUUCAGUUCAAUGGGAACAGUUGGUCAGAAAUCGUAACACACCAGGACAAUUUCAUAUGUGCAGAAAUGGUAUAUUCACAUAUCAAGGGAAACAAUAUAAGCAUGUGUCUUGCCCAAACGCAACCAGAUAAGAUUCCGUUUAUAUCGUCUCUUGAAGUAAGAAGUUUGCCUCCAAAUGCUUACCGUUAUGUCGAUUCAAACUAUCCAUUGUUUUUCUUUGAAAGAUUUUCUUUUGAUGCCAACACAACUAUAAGGUAUUCCGGAGUUUUUUAUAGUCGAAUUUGGGCCCCAGUUCAGAAUAUCAGGGUUCAAAGCAACUCGCCAUAUCGACAUGUCAACAUUGACGAUAACCCUCUUGAGGCUUUAAGAACAACACUCGCACAAUUGCAAGAGGUUAAACUUGAUCCUUCAAUUCCGUCUACUUCUGCUAAUCACAAUCUCACCAAUGACGAUUUUUCUCCUGAGAAAGCUCUACAAAAGGCACAUUUGUCUGGAAAUCUUGUUUAUACUGGAAUUUCAGAUCCUUAA
Molecule: messenger RNA, 936 nt
Organism: Papaver somniferum (opium poppy)
Lineage: Eukaryota; Viridiplantae; Streptophyta; Magnoliopsida; Ranunculales; Papaveraceae
Exons: 3
Coding region: 1-936 (311 amino acids)
Source: RefSeq, a predicted model, not a curated record